Quercus robur (English oak) is the source of this 1174-nucleotide messenger RNA. RefSeq lists its product as uncharacterized. The coding region runs from base 103 to 774 and encodes 223 amino acids. The transcript has 6 exons. The record is from RefSeq and is a predicted model, not a curated record. Lineage: Eukaryota; Viridiplantae; Streptophyta; Magnoliopsida; Fagales; Fagaceae.
GAGCCCCAUUGUAGAGAAAAUGGAGUGAAGAUUAGCAGCGUAGAAGAAGCUAUACAUAUCCAAAGAGGGAAGAUUAAUGUUAAUUAGUGAGUGGUGAGGAGUAUGUGGAGAUGGAGAAAGAGGAGGGAGAGAUGCAGAAGAAGGAUGGGCCUUGGGAGAGGUUUCUGUGGAGGAUCGCACAUAGGGUUCUGCUCAUCAAAGCUGAUGAUUCCACUUGACAGAUUAUCCCUGCACUUCUCUGGAAAUGCAGCUACGAAGGCAUGGGAGACAUUGAAGGGGAGACCUCAUAACAUUGAUCUUGAAUUGACUGAAGUGGAGCUUCCAUCAAUAUUCGGACUUGCACUACUUACUUUAGUCAUGGAACAUGUAUGGAGAAGGCAAACUAAAUUAAUUGCUCCACAUCAAAAAGUUGAAGACACAUCUCGAAAUAAUGCGGCAAGAAAUCAUUCAAAUGAUUGUGUAGCUUCUAUGCAGAAAAAUAUCAAAUGCAGUGAGAAAGGGAGUCAUGCUCAAAUGAUGGCUGAAGUUGAGGCUCUAGCUUGUCAUAGAGCAGUUGAAUUUCCCAAGAAAAUUCAGCUAAGUGAAGUCAUUUUAGAGGGGGAUGCAGAAGUCAUAAUUCAGCAGCUACAGAGCUGUUGGCUGGAUUCUAGGGGAAAAAGAAAAAAAAAAAUUCCAUUCAACAAGCUGAGCAUGAGGAAAAUUGAUUUGGGGUCUGUGAAGGAACUUAGACAUGGAUCCUGUGCUGCUGGUCAAACAAUAAGAAGUAGUUUAUGAAAUAGUGCAGUAGAUAAUAUUUAUGGCUUAAGUAUGGGAGCACAGUUCCACUAGAAGAGUAAGUGGUCACUUUAUUCAUGAUGGAUCUAGAAGACUGGACUCUUUUCCUUCUAGCCAAAACGAAGCAGCUCUCACAAAGUUCCGACUGAACCGGGAAGAUCGGUUCUGUGAGAAAAAAAGCUAAGAGUGGGCUUUUUCCAUCAACUGCUUGCUGCUACCCUAAGUACGUGGGCUUUUCCAUCUACUACUUGCCGCUACCCUAAGUCCUUUUCUGUUCUCUAUGGACAGUCAUUAAUUUUUUCUUCUAACAGUUCUUUAUCCCAGUGAUUCUUGUUCCUGUAUUAAGCUACAUUAGUAGUUCCAGCUCUAAUUUUUAAGUCUUUCCCACUGCUCCCAUGAA